UUGUUUACAUUCAUCUAUUAAGGCCCGGUCCCACUGGCUUUCACAGCUGUUCAGGCUUUCAUCCUUGUGGUACAGACGCUGUUAUCAGUGGACUGGUAGUGCAACGGCCAGGGAAUCGACGCGCAUACACGUUGCACAAAAUUUGGCUGCUGUUACACGCGGAAACAUUUUUUGAACUGCACAAUAAUUUAGACUGUGGCUGACUGCAUGUGGUACCAGCAGUACAGCUGUGCAAUGGCCGUGGAACAGCAGUUCCACGGCACUUUGUUUUUCCGAUGUUCUCUGUCUUUGCAGUCAUGUCCUUAGAUCAGAUGCUCAUGGCCGCACUAAGCCGUCCUUUUGCGUUGGGGAUGCUGUACGACGCUCGAAGAGAUGAACUGAUAGAAGAUUUCUUACUGUGGGACAAAGAAAUGAUCAAAAACAACAAAGUGAGGCAGUCUCAGAAGAGCAGCUCGUAUAACAUCACUGCAUCUGACUCCAUUCAGUCCAAGUCAUCUCUGCUGGAUGUUGGUGCGUCUCUCAGUGCCAGUUUUCUGGGAGGAUUGAUUGAAGUCGGAGGAUCAGCCAGCUACAUGAAUGAUAACAAGAAGUUCAAGAAUCAGAGCAGAGUAACUCUGCAGUACAAAGCCACAACAGAGUAUGAACAUCUGAAUGUGACUCAAGUAAAAGCCCAAAAGACGCAGAUGAAAGAUGCCAUCAAGAGUCGCGGUGCAACACAUGUGGUCACCGGCAUCCUUUAUGGUGCAAACGCUUUCUUUGUGUUUGACAGUGAGAAAAUGGAUUCCAGCAGUGUGCAACAGAUUGGAGGAAGCAUGCAUGCUGUCAUCAAGAAGAUCCCAAUGAUUAGCAUAGAAGGAAAAGUCGACAUCAAGCUGAGUGAGGAGGAGAAAGACGUGACAAAUAAAUUCUCCUGUAAAUUCUACGGUGACUUCAUUCUUGACAGCAACCCUUCAACAUUUGAAGAUGCAGUGAAGAGCUACGUGGAGCUUCCACAGCGUCUCGGAGAAAAUGCAGAGAAAACGGUUCCUGUUAAAGUCUGGCUGACUCCUCUGAAGAUCCUGGAACCAUCAGCUGAAGAAUUGAAGGCAGACAUUUGUGUCAGUUUAGUGAGGAAAGCAGUGAAUGCUCUUGACGACAUGAGAGAGAUAGAAAUGAGAUGCAAUGAUGCUCUGGAUGAGAACGUGGUUAAAAAAUUCCCACCAAUGCAGAGAAAGUUGAGAAAUUUUCUGCAUCUCUGUGAAGAUUACACAAAAACACUCAAACGCAACAUGGAGGAGAAGUUCCCACUCAUUCGUGAAGGAAAAGAAGAUGAAGACUCAGUGCAUAAAGUCUUUGAUGAUCUGGAGAAGUCUCCAUUCAGUCAGGAGAACUUGGACAAGUGGCUCGAUAACGUGGAGAGAGAAAUCAACGUCCUGACUUCCUGUGUGAACAUCAUGGAGGGAAUCAAGAUCGUCUCAGAUAAAUCAGAGUUGGACAGAGAGGUUUUUGCUCCAGGUGUAGAAGAUGCUCUCUGCUUUGUCUUCACCUCUCUGGAAACUGAAGAUCCAUACUUGAAGCAGAUGGAGAAGCAUCUGAGCUGUCAUGAAACAGAAAGGCUUUCCAGUGUGACUCCACCCUCAAAAGAUCACUGGUUCUUCAAAGACCAAAUCUUCACAGAUAUGAGACAGAAAGCCAAAGAGUUCAACUCUACUUUUAAAAACCUGAAGAGCAGCAAGAAGUAUAGCUUUGUCAUAGCUGCUCUGCCAAACCAGAAACAUGAUGGAGCAACCAUCUACCAUUACAGAGGCGGAUGUCUGAAAACAGAAGACUUCUCCAAACCAGUUCCAAAUGUGAGAUCGGUGACAGACCGACGGGAGCUGUUGCGGUACUUCUGCAAUCUCAGCUUGGACGAGAACACAGCCUACAACUACAUCAAGAUAGACAACAGAACUGCUGUCCGUUGUGAUUAUAUAUCGUAUCCUGAUCAUCCAGACAGAUUUGAUGUGGCUCCUCAGAUUCUCUGCAAAGAGGAGCUGUCAGGGCGCCAUUACUGGGAGGUAGAGUGGAAUACUAGUUUGGAGAGUCAUGCUGGUGUUGCUGUUGCUUAUAAACGUAUACCCAGGAAGGGAAACGACAACAGAAAUGAAUUUGGAUGUAAUGACAUGUCUUGGUACUUCGGUAAAGACAGACACAAACUUGUUGUUUGGCACAAUAAUAUGAGGUCUGAGCUGUGCGACUUCACUCAGGAGGCAAGAAUCGGGGUGUUUCUGGAUGUGCCAGGACAAACCCUGUCCUUCUAUGAUGUCUUUGGCGACACGUUGAGACUCCUUCAUGUUUUUAAGGACACAUUCCCACCACCACUUCUUGCAGGAAUGUGGAUCGAAAAUUUCUACUUGAAACUUUGCCCCAUUGACAACGAGCAGUAGAGUGUAAACACUCAGAUUUCUGCUCUCCUUGUGUCUCUAACACAAUUCCUUUUGGAAACACUUGUAGAGUCGAGACUUAAUGUCCAUAACUCGAAUUUAUUACUUCAGAAAUUUCUCUUUUUUUUUAUUUAUUUUUUUUUUUAUGCCAAAGCCUGACGUCUGUGUGUGCAGCUGAUCUGUGAAGGUUCAUCUCAACAGUUCUCUAUAGAGCCAAGUUGGGAAAAUAUUUUUCAUUAAUUAAUACCAAAUUGAUUUUUGCUUUGAAAAUACAAUAUGGAUUUACUAUUCUACAAAUUCAUUUUUUACAAGAGUAGUUUUUUGUGCUUUGGCUAAAGACUCUAUGAAGUCCUACUCUGAUCAUCUGUUGAUCUGUUUUCAAAGCGUUCUCA
This is a messenger RNA of Oryzias melastigma (Indian medaka), 2794 nucleotides long. Its product is annotated as neoverrucotoxin subunit alpha. NCBI's taxonomy places the organism in Eukaryota, Metazoa, Chordata, Actinopteri, Beloniformes, Adrianichthyidae. Gene Ontology annotation, molecular function: protein binding. The transcript is spliced from 3 exons. The record is from RefSeq and is a predicted model, not a curated record. Bases 276 to 2405 code for a protein of 709 amino acids.